GGCCGCGCCAUGGCCCGAAAGGCCGUUGGGAGACUGCUGGAGGAAACCCUGUCGCUGUGGAAACGGGAGCAAGCCCAGUUGAAGACUCGUGUCGUGCACCGGGACACGGAGGCGUGGCAACGGGACCCUGCCUUCUCGGGCCUGCAGAGGGUCGGGGGCAUGGACGUGUCCUUUGUGAAGGGCGACAGCGUCAGCGCCUGUGCCUCCCUGGUGGUGCUCAGCUACCCUGAGCUCGAGGUGGUGUAUGAGGACUGUUGCAUGGUGAGCCUGACAGCCCCCUACGUGUCGGGCUUCCUGGCCUUCCGAGAGAUGCCCUUCUUGGUGGAGGCGGUGCAGCGGCUGCGGGAGAAGGAGCCCCACCUCAUGCCCCAGGUCCUUUUUGUGGAUGGAAAUGGGGUGCUCCACUACUGA
Molecule: messenger RNA, 411 nt
Organism: Hippopotamus amphibius kiboko
Lineage: Eukaryota; Metazoa; Chordata; Mammalia; Artiodactyla; Hippopotamidae
Product: endonuclease V-like
Exons: 1
Coding region: 10-411 (133 amino acids)
Biological process (GO): DNA repair
Cellular component (GO): cytoplasm; nucleolus
Molecular function (GO): single-stranded RNA binding; RNA endonuclease activity producing 5'-phosphomonoesters, hydrolytic mechanism
Source: RefSeq, a predicted model, not a curated record